Molecule: messenger RNA, 1477 nt
Organism: Archocentrus centrarchus (flier cichlid)
Lineage: Eukaryota; Metazoa; Chordata; Actinopteri; Cichliformes; Cichlidae
Gene: gpr185b
Product: G protein-coupled receptor 185 b
Exons: 2
Coding region: 119-1189 (356 amino acids)
Biological process (GO): G protein-coupled receptor signaling pathway
Cellular component (GO): membrane
Molecular function (GO): G protein-coupled receptor activity
Source: RefSeq, a predicted model, not a curated record
GGGGGAAACCCCAAAAGAAGAAAAUACAGAAGAUACAUUCACAUAAAGUGGAGAAUAAAGGACAAGACAGAUAUCCAGAGUUCUUGCAGGGGGAAGAAGAAGAAGACACGGAGCUGCUAUGAUUCUCUCCCUGGCCGCAGCGGCAGCCAUGAGUAGCGGCGGCAGUAGCAGCCUCAACUCCUCCUCUCCCCUUGACCCUUUCGACCCCUCCACCACGUGGACCCUAGUGGAGGACCCCGCCAACUCUUCGUCCGAACCCCUUGUGCAAACAGUGACCCCCGAUCUCCAGCCAGCGACCACCGCUGUCGGUCUCCAGGAAGUCAGCCCGUGGGAUAUUGCGCUUUGCGUGACCGGGACCCUCAUCUCCUGCGAGAACGCCCUGGUCAUUGCCGUGCUGUUCUACACGCCGACACUCCGUGCUCCGAUGUUUAUCUUGAUCGGAUCGCUGGCGGUGGCAGAUCUUCUGGCUGGCCUGGGCCUCAUCUUGAACUUUGUCUUCACCUAUCUGAUUGACAGUUCGGUGGAGUUUGUGACGUUGCUGUCUGUUGGACUGCUGAUCUCAGCAUUCUCGGCUUCUGUCCUCAACAUCCUUGCCAUCACAGUUGACCGGUACCUGUCGCUGUACAACGCCCUGACCUAUCACACUGAACGGACAGUCACCUUCACAUACGUGAUGGUGGUCUUCAUCUGGGUGUCAUGCCUCACGCUCGGUUUGCUGCCGGCGCUGGGCUGGAACUGUUUGAAAGACGAGAGCACGUGCAGCAUCUGCUGGCCAGUCACUAAAAACAACGCUGUGGCGCUCGCUGUCACUUUCCUAUUGGUCUUUGCCCUCAUGAUGCAGCUCUACCUUCAAAUCUGCAAAAUCGCCUUCCGCCAUGCACAGCAGAUUGCAGUGCAGCACCAGUUUGUGGCCAUCUCCACCACCAAAGGUGUUUCCACACUGUCGGCCAUCCUGUGUGCCUUCGGGGCAUGCUGGCUGCCAUUUGCCAUGUACUCCAUUGUGGCUGACUCCAGCUACCCCGUAAUAUACACCUACGCCACAGUCCUCCCAGCCACCUGCUGCUCUGUAAUCAACCCCAUCAUCUAUGCGUUCCGAAACCCGGACAUCCAGAAGUCUCUGUGGAUGGCCUGCUGUGGGUGUGUCCCAUCCAACCUCUCUUUAAGACCCAGGACCUCCAGUGAUGUGUAGCAGGAAAGGUUGGUGUCUGUUUAGCAUGAUGCUUGAGGUCGAGUCAGGGUUGGAGGAACAAGAGAUGGCGAGGAGGAAAGAGGAAAGAGAUUUCCUCUGCUUCUCAUAUCAGAGCGGGGAGGCUGAUGACAGAAACUCAGCUGGCCGCUGUAAACAUGGCACUGGAAGAUAAUGGAGAAGAGGAUAAUGCAUUGUCAAAAAAAGAAAAAGAAAAACGAUAGAGCUAAUAAAGAUCAUGUCCUGUUUGUAGCCUUGAGAAAACCAAAUGAUGGAGGUUGUGUGAAAACC